CGCUUCCUCCCGGCGGCGGGGUGGGCUCGACGGAUGGUCCAGAGAGCCGCGUCGAGCGCAGACGAGGCGUCGGGUUUCGCUUCGGACGCUGCUGCUGCUGCUCCUGCUCAGCCAUGGUGAAAAUCAGCUUCCAGCAGCCGGCGGCGGCGCUCAAGCCCGAGAAAGAGGCGGCGGCGGCGGCGGCGGCAACAGGAGCCAACUAUGGAGCCAAAGCCGAGGUCCUCUUGCCCCACGACUUGGUGAGUGGCGGCGGCUGGGGGCGCCUUUAGCUCAAAGGAUAAUGAUAUUAAUAAUAAUAACAACGCAUUAAAUAAAGGGAAAGCGUUUCGAUGUCAAGGGAUGGGUUCCAUUAGGGGGACUUGAAAAGAAAAUGAGCCCCGGAGAGUUGCUUGGGACUGAGCCCCCUGGAAUGCACAGCGCGAUCGGCUGCAGAGCCCGGCCGGGGCGGGACGGGUUUGCCUGCCGGCUUUUCCCUUGCAAGCGCCGACCGGCCGGACGGGCGAGCGGAGCGGAAGAAAGAAAGUCGCCUGUAGAAAAGUGGGGCAAGAUCGCGGGUUGGGGGGCGUAUGAUGGCGAGAGGGCGCGUCGUGGCGCGCAGCCCUUCCCGUUCGCCGGCGAGCCUUGUCCCGCGGCGUUUCCCCUUCUGCCGCAGGGUCCGGGGCUCCUGAGGGUGCCCGCCCAAGCCCCUCGGUUGCGGGGCCGGGGAGGCACUUGGAGGCGCCUGCCUUGGGCUCCUGCAUCCGUAGGACGCGAGAGAGGAGUCGGAAAGUUACAGCAGGAAGAGGCCUGGCGCCGAGUUGCAGCAACAGUCCAGCAGCCCCAGCCGUAGAGGCAGCUCGUAGCUCCCCGCAGGCGGAGGCAACUUUUGCCCAUCCCUGAAGUCUCGGCUUAUUUAUUUAUUUUUCAGGAAAUAACGUGCGCUUUGACCACGAGUUCUUCCCCCGCCCCACCCCCAUCCGUGCACCAUCAUUUGAAAAACCCAGCCUUAGGAAACUGUAAAAUACGUCUUAGAACUCCUGAGCUUGUGCAGAUAUUUUCCCCACAGAGCGUUUGUUUCUCAACAUUUAUAUUCCACCAAGAGUCUCGAGGAAGUGCAAUUAUUCCCUCCCUCCGUUUUUGGUCUUCGCAAAACAACAACCGUGCGAAGUAGAUUGAGGCUGAGCAAGAAACUGGUCUGAGGUGAUCCAAGUGGGGAUUUGAAUCUGGAUCUCCUUGUUUCUAAUCAGACACACAAACCACUAGGCCACGCUGUUCUCUCCUGACCAGGGCCUGCUGAUCAGGGAAGGGCUUCUGGGCCAAGGCAAGAGGGGGAUAAGCAUAGCUGUCAACUUUUCCCUUUUCUUGCGAGGAAUCCUAUUCGGAAUAAAGGAAUUUCCCUUUAAAAAGGGGAAACGUUGACAGCUAUGGAGAUAAGCUAUCAGACAUGCUAGACCUUUGUUGUCUCCCAUGUUGAAGAUUAAAAAAAAAAGUAUGUGGGGCUUGUUGGUUUUUUUGAACCCAGGGUCCAAUCCGUGGCCUAGAAAAAAGACUGUUUCAGCUGUGGUUCUCCUAGUUGAGAAACCAGCAUCUCCACAGUGAGUGGUGCUUUGGGUCUCUGUUUAGAUUCCCUCCACCCCUGGGGUUUGCCCUGCUGACUGUGACCUGCUGAGUUUGGGGUUUGCUGUUGAUUCUUCCCCUCUCCUGCCCCCUUGAAUAGAAUCAGUGGUUGGCAUUCUUUGGCGAGAUUUCAAAAUAUCCAGUUACAAAGCUGAGGGAAGCAGCCAAAAGGUUUCUGGGCUAUAGUGGCUGUGUCCUUUACCGCAGGGGGCUCUUGCUAGUGUUUCUCUCUAUUUCAGUUCCUAUCCAGCGGGUGGGUGGGGAGGUGCUGAGCUGCCUCCAUGAUCUCUUCUAAAAUAAUGGGAGCCUGACUUCAUCCUUUGUCGUUUGUGUGUGCUGCAUAAUAUCUGCCCCUGUUUUCAUCACACCAGGAAUCUCCGCUUGACUCCCGCAAAUUGCAUUGCACCGCCUCUGUUUACUCCACACAAUUUCUCUUUCUAACUCGCUGUCCCGCUCCGCCCCCAUGAAUAGCCUGCAGGACAUCCAGCAUGCUUAGAUAAUGUUCUCAUUCAGCCAGAUUGCUGAGCAUUUCCAGAGGCUUUCACUGACACGAGGAAUGCACAGAAAACUGAGAAACGAGAAGCGUUGUAAAAUGGAGGUUUGGAUGACCAGGAUUCUUCUACAUUUGAGUUUAAAGUUUUGUACAGAGCACACACCUUUUGUUCAUUUGUUCUGUUAUAGCAUCCUCCUUCCCAAAGGAGCCCGGGGGAAGCACUUUUCCAUUCCUCCAUUUAUAUAUGCACCAUUUAUCUUAAAUUAUUGGCAGGGGUGGGGAGUGUGUUGCAAUGACAGCUGCCUACUGUUUUGUUCCUGUAGAUGUCUUCUUGUUGAGUGGUUCAGGAAGUGAACAAAUUAAGGUCUCUCCCACUGUUGCCAGAACUGGGUGUGCAGAAGAAGCUGCUUUAUACGGACCAUUGGGCUACAUAGCCCAGUCAGGCUGGUAGUGGCUGUUCUCUGUCUUCCCCACCAUGUGCUACCUGACCCUUUUAAUGCAGGUGUGGGAAAGAUUUGACCCACCAAGUGUUGCUGAACUACAACUUCCAUCAUCCCAGCCAUUGGCUGUGUUUGCUGAUACGGACUGUAGUUCAGCAAGUUUGGAGGGCCAGAGGUUCCCAGCCCUGGAGAUGCCAAGAUCGAACCUGGAAACAUCUUUGUGCAGCAUGCAGAGCACCACACUUCUACCAAUAAGCUAUAGUCCCCAUACCAGCUGUAUGAUCUGCACUUGUUCUCAUUGGAUUUGUAGCUUGGAGUUCUCUACCCAGAUAAAGAACAAUUCUGCACCAAGUUAACCCAGAUUCUGAUCCUAGGAAAGCUGAAUUCCGCAAUCACAACGCCAUGUGCAAAUUGAUACAAUUUUCGUAAUAUACUCCGCAAUUUCGAAUCUUUUGCCUCAUUUGCCUUUGCUAUUAUGGGAAAAUUCAAGGAGCUAUGCAGGACUGUGAACUCAUUGAAACUCCUCUUUAGAAUCCUAAAGGCUAGAAACUUUUAAAAAUCAGACCUUGUGGUUGUGGCUUCAGAAUAGUAUUUUCCAUGGUUUCCCUCCUCUUUGCACUUGUGUGGAAUAACCAGAAUUAUCACCAUAUUCACGUUGGAGAAGGCUCCAGGCACAGUUUUGCCUACUUGUAAAUUUAUAGUGCUAAACUGACUUUCCAUGGCAACGGUCAGUGGUGACAUCACUGUACCAUGAGGAAGAUGCUGGCAGGGAUUCCUGACAUGUUUUUUUCCAGUUAAAAUGAAGAAAAAGAUAACACAGUUUCUAACACCAUUGAAUGCACUACAGUGGUACCUCUGGUUAAGAACUUAAUUCGUUCUGGAGGUCCGUUCUUAACCUGAAACUGUUCUUAACCUGAAGCACCACUUUAGCUAAUGGGGCCUCCUGCUGCUGCCGCCACGCCACCGAAGCAUGAUUUCUGUCCUCAUCCUGAAGCAAAGUUCUUAACUUGAGGUAUUACUUCUGGGUUAGCGGAGUCUGUAACCUGAAGCAUUUGUAACCCAAAGCAUUUGUAAGCUGAGGUACCACUGUACUAGGAUUAGUGUUCCCUUGCAGUCAUCUUGCAGCCCUUUUCCAAAUCCAAGGUGAAGAGAGACUUGUAAAAGUUGUUUUUAUUUUUCCUUUUCUUAAAAAACUAUUACAAUAAAAAAACUUAAAAAAAACUUAAACUACUCUAGAAUUUAUUUUAUGAAUAUUAUAAAACUGAGCGAACACAAAUCUGUUUCUUCUCCAAGCUAUGCAGCUUGCAUUUGAAAGGAGCAGCAACAUGAAUAUUAUGCAAUCAUUUUACUUUCUUACUUCAAGUUGAGCGCGUCGUAUCUCAACUACUAGGAUGUUUAGAUGACUGAUAUUGAGCAAGCUGGGCUACAGCUUUUGUCUGAGGCUCCUCCCAUAGAAUUCAGAGUCAGAAUCCUUGCUAAUCUACUUCAAGUCACUCAGAGAUCUACUAGCAUAUUUCAUCCGACCUUCCCCCCAUUUCUGCUUUGUACAGGGGAAUAGGAAGCUCCAUUAUACAGAGUCACACUAUCGGUCCAUUUAGCUCCAUGUUGCCCACACUGACUGACAGCAGCUUUCUGGGAUUUUAGGUGGGGGACAUUCCUAGCCCUACCUGGAGAUGCUGGGGAUUGGAUCUCGAAUCUUUUGCAUGCACAACUGCAGGCACAAGCUCCUCUUCCUCUCCUCCCACCUGAAACCCCUUUUUGCUCCCAAAAAUCUGCUUCAGAAGGUUGGGGAACUCUGCAAACCCAGGUGGGGGGAGAUGAGGCAGAGGAGGAUGGAGAAGUCAUGUUGCACAAGCAGGCUUGCACCACUGAAUGUCACUUAAGGUACAAGCCUUUAACACCUGUGCAAUUUCUUCCCUCCCGCUAUGGAAAGUGGUUCCAGGACAAGGAAAUCUGGGUGGCUCCAGCUGCUGACAGACCAUAAGCUCUUGGCACUGGGCAUGCUGAGAAGGGUUGGUGGGAGUUAGAGUCCAACAACAUGAAGGGACUCCGUUUCUGCCUCCUAGUUUUAGAGUCACCCUGAGGGGGCUGGGGAAACAACUGUUGGGAAUUUGCAUGUGUUGGCCUCCCUCUCAACCCACUCCCCUUUCUACAUGACGGUGUACAUUUGUCUUCCACUAUGGGCUGAUAAUCCUGCACUUCUCUGAUAGAGGAAAAAGGGUUAAGCAGCCAGGGUUUUAUUGAAUUCCCUUGUUCUGAUUGCACACCCACACGAAUCAGCACCCUGCCACCUCUUUCAUUCGUGCAGUGACAAAGCUAUGCAUUAAUUAGAAAAGCAGCUUUAUUGGGUAUUUUGUGCAUGGCUUGCUGCCUGUAGCCUCUGCUUAGGGCAGGUGGGUGAGCAUUGUUUCUCAAAGCACAUGGCUGGUGUCAAGGAUGCAAUCAGACACAUCAUUGUGAUUGUUCUCUUCAAGUGUCUUCAUUUGAGAUCCCAAGUGGCUGUGACUCUCUGUGGCUUUGCACGAGUACCACAUUUCAUAUGCUCUCUGCUGAAAAACUGCUUGCCGUGAAGACUGCAUGUAGUACCUUUUCCAUUCUAAAGCAAAGCUUUUGAAACAGUCUGUAUGCAUAAUUGCGUCCUGGUUUCUGUUGAUGUGAGGAAACAAGAGCCAUAGUGUUAAGGCUGUGCUCUUGACUUCCUGGGGUCAUGAGGAUCUAGCUCAAAGCCAGGUGCCAGCAAGAAUUCUUGGGUGCUAGAGAGGACAAGGUGAGAGGUUAUAGGCAGUUUACAUGUGCAGCAAGAAUAGUUCUCCCCUCCACCUAGCUCAGGAUGUCCACUCCAGUAAUCUAUAACUUUUCCGACCUGGAACCUGCCCUCAAUUCACACAUGCCUUUAGGGACCCACUUCUUAAUUUUUCUUCACUAAUACAUUAGUACGGCCCUAGUGUUGCUGUUGCAACACAUAUUAAAUCAGGCUGUGCCCAGUAGUGGGUCACACGAUCCACUGGGUAAGACAAAUGGCAUACACUGACUAGUAGCGACACUCCAGCUUUUCAAAAAUGGGACAUUCCUGGCCCUACCUGGAGGUGCUGAGGUUCGAACCUGGGCAAAGCAAGCAGUGAUAGAAACUCAGAUAUAUAAACUAAUUGCCAAAUGGCACCUUAACGUUACGUUUGCCACAAUGGAAUGUCUAGGGGCAAUGAAAUUAUUUCAUUGCAUUUCUAAAGGUAAAGGGACCCCUGACCGUUAGGUCCAGUCGUGACCGACUCUGGGGUUGCGGCGCUCAUCUCGCUUUAUUGGCCGAGGAAGCCGGCGUACAGCUUCUGGGUCAUGUGGCCAGCAUGACUAAGCCGCUUCUGGCGAACCAGAGCAGCGCACGGAAAUGCCGUUUAUCUUCCCGCCGGAGCAGUACCUAUUUAUCUACUUGCACUUUGACAUGCUUUUGAACUGCUAGGUGGGCAGGGCUGGAACCGAACAACGCGAGCUCAUCCCAUUGCAGCGAUUCGAACUGCUGGCCUUUUGAUCAGCAAACCCAAGCAGCAUAGUGGUUUAACCCACAGCGCCACCCGCGUCCCUGUUGACACACACACGCAAAUUAUAUAUAAUACACAGGCAUACAACCCACCCUGUUUAGGAGGUCCAGGUGUCUUUUGUACCCUGCCUUCACAAACAUCCUUAUUUCACCUGCGAGUGAUGCAAUUGUUGGCAACAUUUUCUAUUGCUAUCUAACCCCUCUUCUAAAAAUGGAUUGUUUGCCCUGCUCGGAGCAGGGACCGAGCAACGGGAGCUCACCCCGUUGGGGGGGAUUCGAACCGCGACCUGAUCGGUAAGCCCUAGGCUCUGUGGUUUAACCCACAGCGCCACCCAUUCCAUUUCUACACCGCUUUAUAUUUCAAAGAACAAAAAAUCUCAAAGCAGUUACAAACACAUUAAAACAAUCCAGAAUAAAACAAAUUCAAGCUUCAAGGAAAAUAUAUCAGAUCCUUCUCUAAAUGGCAUUUUGCUUUCCCCUAUUUAUUUGCCUACGGCAUUUAUAUGGCUGCCCCAUAGCAAAAGUACUGUAGGAAGCCAGAGCGGUAUAGUGGUUAGAGUGCUUGACUAGGACUUGGGAGAUCAGGAUUCAAAUCCCCACUCAGCCAUGAAGCUCAAUGGGUUACCUUGGAGCAGGGGCGUAGCGUGGGUUGUCAGGACCCGGGGCAAGGCAAGUAAUUUUCACCCCCUAACCCGUGGAUUUGCGCCCCCUAACCCUAACCCCCAGAUGUUGCGCCCGGUGCGGCUGGCCCCCCCUGCACCCCCCACGCUACGCCACUGCCUUGGAGUCAGUCACAGCUUCUAAACCUCACAGGGUUAUUGUAGGGAUUAACUGAGAAGGGAGUGAACCUGUACUCCUUGCAGAAAAAGGUAAUUAAUAAGCUCUUCUGCUUACUUGCUUAAGAAAGCUGGGGAUGGGGCAGCCAGAUGGAGAUGUCUGAACCAACCUGGCAUGCAGAGAUCUCCAUGUGGUUUCAGUUGGAUCUGCACAAGUCGCAAAAUGCGUCUGGCACAUGGAAAUUUCUAAUACUGCAAAGCAGAGGCUCUGCUGCUGAGCUGCUAUGAGUGGAUCUGGCGCUCUUGUGCAACAAAGCCAUGAUAGAAACAUGGAAUUUUUUUGGUAAGAAAAGCAGGAAAAGGUGCUGGAAGGUUAUUGUAUAACCUCUAUUCAAGCAAAUUGGAAUGAAUGAACUGCAGUGUGGUGUGACCUCUGUAAAUGUUGUUCAAACAGAUCAGGAUGAACGGUGAGUAAUGGGGUUGUCUGGAAGAGCUCUUAGCAACAUUUGCUAAGGACAUAUAGCGGCACUGAGAUGCUGGUGGACAUGCCCACCACUUCAAGAAUUCAUUGUUAUGCUGCUCAGGAAACUGUGUGCCUGUUCUCCAAACCCAUGUGUUUUUUUCUAGGCAGGGGGCUCUUAACCAGCAUUGCCUGCAAAGCUCUCAAUGCAGAACAGAAAUAAUCUGCCAAACUCACAAAAUGCGCACAUUCUCUGUGAGCACAUUUUAGCUGAGGUCAUUUUCAUAUUGCAAUCUUAGUACAAUAUAUAAGCCCUUUGGGAGCUGCAGACUGUAGUGGAAGAAAUAAAUAAAUGAGGAAAGAAUAUUGAGGUCCCAGCAGAAUAGAAACGGGAAGAUUUCAGGGCAAGUCAUAAAUAAUGAUGCCGUUCCCUCUGUGUAAUUGAAUGUUCCCAUCCCUGAAAAACAACAACAGAGGACCAAAAUGUGAUAAGAGGUGAAGGGCUGAGUGUCCUUUGCACCUUAUUUGGGGGAAAUGGUCUAGGAUGGCAACAGCUGAAAAAUGAAACAGAUGAAACAGCUUUGGAAAGCUAAGUGGGCAGGGGAGAUGAAGGGACUUCUUUCUGACGGCACUGAACUUGGGUAAACUUGCUUUAAUUUCCUUCCUCUUGUUUACAUCAGCGGAAAUCUCAUUGAUCAAGCCCAGAUACAAGCAACUGUAAGCUUGGCUGUCGCUUAUUACAUCUAACCUUGAACUUUAUCAAUGGCAACUGAUUUCCUGCUGAUAAAAAGGUCGCAAAUGACUCUGGGGUUGCGGCACUCAUCUCGCUUUAAAGGCCGAGGGACCUAGCAUUUGUCCGCUUCCGCAGACAGUGCCCCCCCCGGGUCAUGUGGCCAGCAUGACUAAGCCGCUUCUGGCGAAACCAGAUCAGCACAUGGAAACGCCGUUUACCUUUCCGCUGGAGUGGUACCUAUUUAUCUACUUGCACUGUGUGCUUUCGAACUGCUAGGUGGGCAGGGCUGGAACCGAACAACGGGAGCUCAUCCCAUUGCAGGGAUUCGAACUGCUGGCCUUUUGAUCAGCAAACCCAAGCGGCAUAGUGGUUUAACCCACAGCGCCUCCUGCGUCCCUUUGACACACACACGCAAAUUAUAUAUAAUACACAGGCAUACAACCCACCCUGUUUAGGAGGUCCAGGUGUCUUUUGUACCCUGCCUUCACAAACAUCCUUAUUUCACCUGCGAGUGAUGUAAUUGUUGGCAACAUUUUCUAUUGCUAUCUAACCCCUCUUCUAAAAAUGGAUUGUUUGCCACUGUUAGUUCCCUGUAGCAGGCAGUUCCACAGGUCAGCUUUACUCAACCUUAGCGCAGACAUUGAGUUCUGGGGGUAUUGUGACUCCUGAAAUUCUUUUUGUUUUAGGCAAAAUGCGCUGACGCAGAAACUCCUCGCAAGUAUUUUUAGUAGCCUCCUGUAGCUUCUCUCCAUCUCCUUUCACACUUGUACUCUGUGCCUACCCCAAAUCUGACAGUUUCUUUCAUCCUUCCUACCUGGGCCAUUUACAUUCACUUCUUCCUCCUAACAGCUUCCAUGUUUUAUCCCCAUCUUCUCUAUUCCCAGUUUAUUACUCUCGCUUUUGGAGAUGCUUCUGCUAGCACCUGCCCAACCCAAAGUAUCACAUAGCCAGGGCUGGGUGGGUUAUAGCGCAGAAGCUUUCCUGCCUGAAAGUGGGUUGGGGCUCCCUAGUAGUCCCUGACCCACAGCUGGAAAAAACAUGGCUCUAGACGGAUUUCCUAUUAAUAAUGAAUAUAUUUCCAUCCGUGUUUUCUCCCUGAACCAAUCUAGCAUCGUUUCCAAGGAAAGAAGAAAAAGAAGAAGAAAAUGUCUCAGAAUAAAUCAGUCAGUCCUGGUGUGUGUUAAUUUAUUAACCUGCCCUAAAACGGGCCAGAUGUUUUUCAUGAUCCUUUUGUUUUAUAACAAGUUUGGGAAAGCCUGCCUUUUCAUAGCUUGUUUGUUUUUUUGCCAUUCUGUGCCUGCCGCUCGUUGCUCUGAUUGGUUUUCUGCAGCAGACUGUGCACCAAGCUGAUCCACUCCUUCCUUUAUUGGAUCGUACCCUCCUAUAUAUCCUGCCUGCCAACUGGGACGGACUUAAAAUGCCAGAGCAUGCUUCCUGCAAGCCAGCCAGGGAGACUAUUCUCACCCGCUUACUUCAAGGCCCUCCCAGCUCCGACUAUGCCCACCCCACCCACUCUGUGGAGUAUCUGAACUGUGGAGUAUCUGUGGUGUUCAUGGAGCUCAGCCAAGCUACACAACCUGCCUUGUUGAUAAGUUUAUUAUUUUUCUUCCUUGCCGCCCCGGUGGAAUGCUCGCUUCUCGCUUCUGCCGAAUUGCAUAUGUCUGUUGCAUAUAGGGGCUGCUGCAAAUGAGCUCAUUUAAUGUUUUCGUGCAGUGCAUCCUGAGCCGUACCUUGUUUUAAGGAUUUGCAGCCACAGGCUUGCUCUCAGCAGUGACCCUUCAUUGUUUUCCUAGACUGUGUGCCUGAUGUUACUGUGUUGAAUUAGCAUUAUCAUUGUGCAGGCUGAUCUCAUGAGCGCUGGAACACUGAUGUAAUGCCACACGCCGGAUUCCAGUUGCCCGUUAGAAAUUUAUUUAUCUUUGCCCCUCAGAUGUGUCCAAGGCAGUGUGCAAAGCUUAAAUUAGAAAAGGUUAGUUAGCAAAACAGGACCUGAAACCAGUCUAGUGUCGUUUCGUUAAGUACAGAUGGAAGAAACCACAGUUUCCUCAAGUUAUGGACAUAACAGGAAAUUGUGGUUUAUUCAGAACUGUAUGUGAGUUUGCAACCUACAGCCUUUGCAUGUGAACAAGGAGAAGAGAUGGGAGGACAAAGCACCCAAGGCUCUUUGCACCUUCUUCUUUGUAACUAAACUAAACUAAACUAAACAAAAAUGGUUCACUGUUACUUUUGAGUCCUGAUUACUAUAUAAACGAAGCAACAAAAUUAUUGUAUGCUACAUAAAAUAAAAACAAGUUACAGGAUUAUGCAAUAGUGCCAAAGAUCAAAAUGACUAUGAAUUAAGGAGGACAAAUUCUGGAUUUUUUUUAAAUCAAAAGUUAUGUAUUCUUUUCUGAUUUUUUUGUGACAUGGUUUUUGAAUAUUACAAAACAUGAUGUUUGUGUAAUUACUAUUAAUUGUUUUCUGUAGUGUGUCCAAGAGACUCAACAGGGACAAAAAUAUUAAUAGCAGCAUUCAAAUAAAAUAUGAGCCACUUGGUCUGCAGAAACAUACCCUCCAACAUUUAGCCACUGAAAAAAGGGACAUCCCAUUCCAUAAUGAUAAUUUUACCAUUUAUACCCCACACAUCUUAUUGGGUUGCUCCAACACUCUGGGCAGCUUCCAACAUAUAUAAAAACCUAAUAAAACAUUAAACAUUAAAAAAUUUCCCUAUACAGGAUUACCUUCAGAUGGCUUGGGGGGGGGGGGUUGAAUAACUCCAUACCCUCCAACAUUUCUCCAGUGAAAAUAGGGACAUCCUAAGGAAAAGUGGGAUAUUCCGGGAUCAAAUCAGAAACCGGGAUGGCUUCUCUAAAUCGGGGACAUCCCUGGAAAAUAGAGACACUUGGAGGGUCUGUAGAAACAUCAUAUAUGUAUAGGGAUUCCAUAGUAAGUAAGUACAGUGUCCAUAUUGCUGAGGGGGAUGCUGAGGCUGAAGGAGAAUGACUUGCUUAAAUCUACCUAGUGAGCUUAUGGCAGGGGCAGAAUUUGAGUCGAUGCCUUCCUGGUUCAGAACACACUGUCUUUACUGCUCUUGACUACAUCACAAAAUAUAGUACAGAAUACAAAUCACACACUAGCAGUAGCAUACCUGUUUGCACACUACCUGUUUUCAAGCUUUGCUUUGUUUGCUUGGCACAAUUUGGAAACAAUAAUAAACAAAAAACUGAAAAAGGUCUGCUGUUCAUCAUGGGAAGCAAACUUUCUGAAAUGUUUUACUCUGUAUUCCCGUCUUGACUCCUCUUAUCUUCUGAAAAUAUUCUAUUCAGCACUGAGAAAUCCUGAUCAGUGUUUAAGCAUGUCUUUCAUUGCCCAUACCAAUGUUUUUGUUACCUUGUGUCCUUCUUUUAAACAGGAGGAGCAGCCCUUGCCUUUUCCAGUGGAGACCAGGAAGCCUCUUAGUCGCAUCUUCUACUGGACGAUGAUGAUGCUGUUGUUGCUCCUCGGCCUGAUUUUGACAUCGAUGUAUGUCUACAGAUACUUCUCUUAUACUUUCCCAAAUCAGGUAUGUAUGGGGCAUUGUGAAGGGUCUCCACCUCGUCCCCCCAGGAUUCUCAAAGUUCAUGUUGACUUAACCUAUUGCCAUAUCUCCAUUAGUCAUUUGAUUCCUUCAUCUCUCCCCCCCGCCCAAGGUUCAUUUAUCAUUCAUAGCUCACUUUUGCUUCCUAGGGAAGCCCAGAUCCCUAAACAGCAGACAAAAACAAAAAGCCAGAAUGAAAGAUCUCUGCUGUAUAUAACAAAAUGCAGCAUAGUUCAAAAUAUAAAACACGACAAAGGCAAAUUCAUAUCAAAGCAGUGUCAGCAAAACAAUAAAACUGUUAGAUACAUAAGAAUUAAUUAAACAACAAUCUUCUGACCUUAAUGUUCCCAUCCCUUUUCCAUGGUACCGACAGAUUAUAAUUUUCCUGAGAACUCCAGGGUGGAGACUGAGAGAGAGGUGGACCACAGCACUUAAUUUCCCAUCUUUAAUAUUAAUCUGCAAUUUUCAUUUCCAAGCCCUUUGUCAUUGGCACUUCUCUUUCUUGAGUACAUUCCUGGCUCUCUUUUUACUCACUGGAGAGUUUGCUCUGUACGUACGCUACGGUGGAGGUUUGUUUAAAAUGUGUUCUGUGAGGUGAUAUUUAAGCAACGCAGGUGGGAAGCUGAGACUUGUCUGGUCCCAGAGAACAGGAGGUAGGAAAAAUGGGAAAUGUUGUUGUUGUUGUUGUUGUUGUUGUUGUUGUUGAAGACUCAUCAUGUGCUUGAUUUUGAGUUACAUAGAAGCUUUGGGCAGAGAGGCAGCACUUACUUAGAGUCACACUUGAGAGCCAGCUGCACAUCAUAUGCAAAUGUGUGCAACAAAGCCCCAACUGUCGCUUGUUUUAAAAGAAAAGCGGCUUCAGGAGGCAGCCAUGUUGAGGUUGUUUGUUGUAUUUGCCUCAUCUUAAGGGCCUUAACUCAGUGUGUGGGAUGCAGAAAGCCCAAGCUUCAGCCCCUGGUCUCUCCAGAGGUGGGUGGGAAACACACGUCUAAAACCAUGGAGAGCUCGUAGUGGAGCCUUCACAGCUAAUGCAGAAUUUGGUGGCCAAGACAGCAUGAAGCACCGUCCGCUGUUCCUGUGUGAAAGCUUUUUCUGUGACUCUUGCAACAAAGGUCAAAGAGCCCCUGCAUUUAUGACCACCCUUUUUAUUUCCACAGUAUGGCCUGGAAGAUCAGGAGCAGGAGAUGCUCUGCCAGCUUUUCUAUGUAGAUGAAUUGAGGGAGCAGCUGGAGCUGCAUGAGAACGUGAGGAUUUACCUCGGCGAGAAUUAUGAGCAGAUCAGCAUCCCAAUGCCCCACUUUGGUGAAAGCGACCCUGCAGAUAUUAUCCAUGACUUUCAGAGGGUAAGGAACGAGCAACGUGCUACAGAUAUUAUGACAGCUUCUGAGGAAGGGCUGCACCUUGGAGUCUCCUGAAUAUGCUUGUAGCAGCUUCAGAGACUUGCAGGAGUGACAGGACAGGAAGUUUUCCUGACCAUGUUUUCAAAAGAGGUGCCUGCUCAGUUAGGUGUACCAGUUCCUUUUCCUAACAUUACAUCACAGGUAUCUCCUGUAAGCAGAGCUUGUACUAGAAGGAUCUUUCAAGAAGAGGAUGCACUAAUGGUUAAUCUUUGAUGUUGCAUGAAAGGUACUAACGUUGCUUAAGCUGAGGGAUCCUGGGUUGUUGGAGUAAACCUCUGCUGCUCUUUCACCAAGAGCAACAUAGCCUCCCUUGUGUGAGCUCAUUCUGCCUGUUUUUCCUUUCAGGGUCUGACUGCCUACCUUGACAUCAGCUUGGAUAAAUGCUAUGUCAUUGAGCUGAACACCACCACUGUCAUGCCACCUCAGAGUUUCUGGGAGCUGUUGGUUAACGUAAAGGUAGGUGGGAAAUGUUCCUUAUUCUCACAGGGGUGCUUUGAAGAUAAAAUGGAGCGGACACGUGAAAUAGAAUAGAUAAAAAUAAUUGUGCACGGUCUGAAACACAGGGCAGGAUUCACCUUACAAACACCAGGGCUUUUGCUUGUGCAGUUGGGACUUUCCCCCUCACUUUCUUUCCUGGAACAGCCCCUUAGUCGAGGGGGAGAAGGAUGGGAGAACCCCCUGAAUAGUGUGCACUGUGUGGGGACAUCACAAAUUGAAUGAGGGGGUUGCCUGUAUGUUGUAAACUGCCUUGAUAUACUUUAUAGAACUGUUGAUUAUCAAUAUUUAAAUGAAAAUAAAUAGAUAUAGUCGGUCAUCCAACCUUGGAUUUAACAAAUAUGUAUUGGCAGGAAAUGCGUAGUCAGCCUUGCACACAUGCUAUCUUCUUUGUCAGUCUCCUUCCGUGAUGCAGAUAAACAGAUAGCUUGACUUUUACAGAACAGCUCUGCUGGCAUUGGAGAACUCUCCUUAAUUGACUGAGACAGCAAUAUUUUACAACAGGCUAUUGAUUUAGCUUGAUGUGGCAGCACAACAGCAUAGCAAUGUGUUAAGAUGCCCUGCUCCCAUUGAGUUUUCUUAAUCUCCCAGGAGAUAAUCAAUCACUGCGUCAGGAAGUGGGUUGGGAGGGCAUCUGUGGCUUGGGAUGCUUGCCAGGGGAACUGCCUAUUCAGCUGAUGCCAUUCUGAUGGUAUCACUGUGGGAUCUCUCUGCUUGCCUCCUCUGCGGUUUUGGAAUGUAUAGGUCAGUAUGCUGGUGGAAAGCUUGUUUGCUUAGUAGAUGGUCUUGUGUUGGGGCAGGUGUCUGCUUUUAAAAAUUAAUUUCAUUUUUUUAAUGCUGCCCUAUAAUUGUGUAAUCUUAGGGUGGCUAACAGAUUUAAAAUUUGGGCUGGGAGUGAGGGUUGGUUAAUAAAACAUAAAGCAGGACUAAAAGCAGCCCAGAUACCAGAAACUUAAAGUAGAAGCAAAAGGCUUAACAAAACAAAAAGGUCUCUACCUGGCACCAAAAUGUUAUCUAGGUAGAUAUCUAGGUAGAUGCCAGGUGAGCCUCUCUUGAUAGGGCAUUAUAUAAUCAAGGACCAAUCUCAAGCCAUUUAAGGUUUUAAGGGUCAAAAACCAGUGCUUCUAUUUAUGCCCAGAAAUGGUCUGGGAGCCAGUGAAUCUGGCAACACACUGUCCUGUUUCCUAAUCUCAGUUCAGCAGUGUUGCAGCUCAGUUUUGAGCUCUGAGGUUUACAGACCAUCAUUGGUCCUGUGCAUGGUACACACUGGGAGGUUGCCCAGGGCAUGGAUAACUGAAGUUGGGCUAUUCCUGUCCAGGUAGGGUCACAGUCGGCACCCAGCAAAGGUGCUAAAGGGCUACACCUCCUGUGCCAAAUACGGUUCAAGAAGCACCCCCAGACUGCAAACCUGAUUGUUCAACCCUCUCCAGAACACAACUUGCUUUGCUAUCUUGUUUGGGUUGAAUUUCAAUGUACUGAGCAUCAUGCAGUCUAUUAAUAUGUCCAGGUAUUGAUUUAACACCUCUUCCUCCUCGCCUGAGUCGAUGAAAAUGAGAAAUUGGGAGUCAACCACAAACUGACUUCGCUGAAAAGCUUCCAGAUGACCUCACUCUGUGGUUUCAUGUAAACGUUUCAGAGCACGUAGGCAAUAGAGCAAGACUCUUGUGGGGCCCUGGAGCACAAGCACCCAGAAAUGAAGUGAGCUCUCUUCCAAUCACAAAAUAUUUUCUAAAAUAGUUCUGCAAGUUGAAGCAGAACUACUGCAAAGCACUGCCCUCAUUUCUCAGCACAAGGCAACCUAAUCCAGAAAGAAAUCAUGGUCUCUUUGUUUCUAAGGAGCAAGGAUUGAAUUGGCACAAUCUGACCUAUUUGGUCAUUCAGAUCAGAUUGAGUAUGAGGAUACUUGUAUACCCAAAGAUGAAUGAGGACAGAGUCCUGCACUUAGCAGGCUCAAAACCAGCUAUAUUUUAUUAUUCUGUCCUAAUAUUGUUUGUUGGAAGCCUGUGGGGUGAAGAAGAUUAACCCCUGCUUAUUAAACUAGUUCUGUUUUCUUCCACCGACACAUUCAGAACCAUAUUGUACACCUGUGACUUUGCAAUAUCAUUUCUGAUUCCCUAUUUAGUGCUUCUUAAUUAUAAUUCUAGCGUCCUGUGGCUACAUUUAGACCAUUGAGAAACAAAGCGACACUGGGAAGGUGGUCUGGCUCUAAAUGGAACUGCAGUUUUCCAAUUCCGCUAGGUGAUUUGCUUCAGAAAAACAACCACCACCUCUCUAAAUGUCUUCAGUGCGCGCGCUCUCUCUCUCUGUAUUUGUUCUUUUCCUCCAUGCACUCCAGGGCCAACUAGCUUGAUUCCAAGCCAAAGGCUAGGUGGAACAACUCUGUCUUACAGGCCCUGCAGAAAGAAAUCAGAUCCUGCAGGGCCCUGGUCUCAUGAGGCAAAGCGUUCCACCAGGCCGGAGCCAGUGUUGAAAAGGCCCUGGCUCUGGUUGAGAACAGGGGACAAAGGUGGAGGCCCCCUAGAAGGUCUAUGUGUUCAUUUUUGGCCUUUUGAUUUAUAAAAACCAAUUAAGCCAUGAGAAGAUUCCACCUGAUACCUGUUUGUAUUGAUUGUCUUCAGAAAGCUUACAAAAUAAUGAUGUUCCUGUCAGAAGUGUGCUGCUGCUCCCGGCUGGUUUUCAAAAUGCCAAUUAAAUCCUUUGCUGAUGAAGAUGAAUGAAUGUUGCUUGGAUCAAAAUAUUGAAGCCCUGAUAAAAUCAUUUCUGAAGAGCAAAGAUCAUGGCUGUCAGGCAUAGUUUCCCCCUGAAAUUUAAUCCUCAUCAAAUAAUCUCAGUAAUAGUUAAGAUUUUGUGAAUUUAAUUCUGUGGUUUCAGAAAGGGGCAUACCUGCCACAAACCUACAUGAUCCAGGAGGAGAUGAUAGUGACGGAACAUGUCACUGACGUGGACCAGCUUGGCUUCUACAUUUAUGCCCUGUGCAGGGACAAAGAGAUAUAUAGGCUGAAGCGCAGGACUGCGAGAAGACGUAAGUUUUUGCUGUUGCUUCUGGAGUUACACUGCUCAGCUGGGCUUUGAAGUCAGAACAGCAUUUAUCUUUGCAAUUCCACAGAGGAUAACUAUUUUAUUUAGACAUUUAUUAACUGCCCAUCAACCAUGGCCACUGGUUGGUUUACAGCAAAUGUCUGAAACAGUAAAAUAUACACUAAUGAUAAAUUAGAACAAUAAAAUCAGUAAAAACAUUAAACUCAACACAAUAUGCAUAAAACCCCUUGGAAGGCUGUUAAUUCAUCUAGCUGAUUUACAGUAGGAGUAACUGUAUGCUUUUGUAAAGGAUAUCAUUAUGAUAGUCUUUAUUACUGAAGCUAUGUGCUUUAAAAAGAAGUUUAUUUCUUUAAUAGAAUAAAUGCCUUGAUGGAGGCCAAUUUUUAAAAAAUGGUUAUGGGGUUAUUUUUGUGCUCUUGCUUCAACAUCCUUGAUUCUUGAACCGGUUCUAUUUCAACACUCAUCUGCUUUCCUCGCCACACCAUGUCUUAAUCUGACAUUUCUUUCUACUCUCUUCCAGAUAUCCACCGACGUGCUGCUGAGAAAUGUCAUCACAUCCGCCAUUUUGAAAACACUUUUGUGGUUGACACAGCCAUUUGCCAGAAGUUGUGAGAGCUGCACUCCCAAUGUAACCCUCUUGGGCUUUUCCUCUACUCAUCCGUGCAGGCGUUCUUGCUCUGUCCUUGAGAGAAUGUGUCUUAAUUUACUUCUUGCUCCCAUUGCUUGCACAUUACUAACUUCUCAGGUCACAUGUGGCCAAACACUGGGCCUUGGGUGUCUUUGUUCUGCAUUUACAUUUAACAUUCACACAUCACUGGGCUUAAAUUUACACAGCGACCCCAAAAUGUGAGUAUUGGGUUUCUCUUGAGAAAGGUAGCACAACAAUCUCUUCUGAAAGAGCAUGAGAAGUUUGAGAAUCGGGAGGCCCUACUUCAAAUCUGUACCCAACCACAAAGUUAUCUGAGUGAAGGUGAACCAACCACUCACUCUCAGCAUUACCAGCUUCACAAUACUGUUGUGAGGAUGAAUGGGGUUGGUUUGUUGGUUAGGAGCUGCUUGGAAGGUGGAUUACAAAUGUAAUAAUAAAAAAGAAGAGUUGGCCUUUUUCACUAGAGUGCCACUUCCUUGUAAAGGACCCUUCUCAGCACAAAGAACCAUUUGUAUGAAUCAAUUAACAGAAAAUCUGCAGUGAAAUUAAUUCCCUAAAAGGGCAAGGAAGCUGUAUCAGUAUCCUUGCAGCUCAACAUAGAAAUUCAUGGACUUGUUAUUCUAGGUCAGAGCUUUCCAAACUUUUCACGUUGGUGACACACUUUUUAGACAUGCAUCAUUUCGCAACACAGCAGUUCAGUUUUACUAGCAAACCAGAGGCGAAACUAACCCCUUUUCAGCCUGGAGGAGCAGCGCAGGGAACAUUUGCCUGCAGUCAGCACACUGACGUGUCGACACAGUUUGGAAAGCUCUGUCCUAGGCUUUACAUAGCAGCAUUCGUUGCCUUUCUGUGCGAGCUUGCCUGCCAUUUUUUCCUCAUUUCUCUGUAAGAGGCACAAUCCCAUAAUGCAAGGGAUGCGUGUACCACUGAUCUGCAUGCAAGAUUGGUUGUGUUCUCCUGAAUCUUCAGGAGAAGGAAAAGCAAACUCUUAAAAUCAUGAGUUUGUAGACCAGCAAGAACAAACCAUUCUGGGAGAUGUUGCUGGUGAAGAGGUCAAUACAGCUGGCUCUCCCAGUGUCCAGAUUGUCUCACCAUCUCCAAGUGAAACAGGGCCCACUAGUCUUUUUACCAUUGGAGAGAUGACAACUGAACUUGGACCAAAUGUUUAUCUUGAUUGACUUAUCUUUGGGAUCAUAAAUAAAUGUUUCAGAAUAUCACUUAGCAAUUCAUUUUUGCCAGAUGUUUAUAACGGAGGUUUUGUAGAUGCAACAGUCAGAUUGAGCUCUUGCUUUGUAGGAAUGGAUUGGUUGAAAUAAUGAUGAGGACCUCCAUGCAAAUAGGUAGUAGGGCUGUGAUUCAUGUUGCCCACCCUCCACAACAACAACAACAACAACAACAACAACAGCGAGAAAGGGAUUAGUAGCACUGCAGACUGGAGGAAAGAUUGGCUCCCCAUUUCCUUGCACACUAUAUACUACCCAUUAGGUUUCUAAACAUCAGAAGUUGAACAGUAGAUUAUGAUCCAGGUCCCUAGACGUCUGCUCUUGUAAAAGAUUGGUUAAACAAGAAAAAUCAAAUGCAGUUGGACUGCAGUUACACAGUUUUCUUUUUUGUGGCAGAUGGAAAAAUGUGGUUGAGAACACCCCUAGACAAGUAGAGUUCAGGGAAUAUGAGGAGGGAGAGGGAUGCACAGAAAAGAGACCAACAUUCGUUUAGCAGAACUUUGCUAAACACUUCCUACACAGUAAAAAUCUCCUGGAAGAUAACAGAACUAAAAGUUGUGGUUGCAUUUAAUAUACUGGAAAUGCAAAUUGCACAAUCUGAAGCAUCUUCAUCAUGUGUCUUGACCAUUGAGGGCAUUAAUGGAUCAGUCCCUGGGAGAACGUUGGUCCAGGUGUUGUAUAGGGCAUAGGAUGCUUGUGUGGAGCUGGGAGAUGGAGCAGGUGGACACAGGAAGAGAAGAUCUGAUAUUUGUCAGAAGAUCUGUGGCAAGGUUGUCUCCCAUAGUAUGUAGUGGGAGAGAACUGGGGGUCUCAUUGAACAGCUCCCAGGUUACAGAAGGUCUGAGUUGUCAACAUAUCUAUAUUUCAGGAAUGUGCCUGCAUCUCGAAUUGAACUCUUGGUGCUUCUGAACAAGGUUUAGGGUAGCUAUGCAUACACAAAUAUGUGCUUCAAGUGUCCCUAUGGCAUUUGCUCCCUGUAAUGAAGUAGUGGCCUGGAGUGAUCUGCCACUGUGCUGUCGGAAACUUGCCCACCCAAAUAUAGGGCAUGAUGACACCUUCUCUGUAUGGCAAAUUGAGUGGUUUAGCCAGUGUUAAUAAUAACAAAAUGCCUAAUGUCUGGCUGCUGCAAAAUAGAGAAAAACUCAAAACAAUGCACACAUUUUGCCAUGUGGAGGUGGAAUCAGUGUGAUUCCAAUUAAAGCAGUCACAACAUAGAGGCGUAUUACUUAUAACCAUCCUUGGAUUUUAUUUUAACUUUUACCUGCCCAUGCAAACAGAAUUUUCAGCUCCUUUUGAGGUAUGCACUCUGCUUGGUUAGGAGUAAUGUUCAAAUUCCUAUUGAUUUUCAUUGCAAUUUCAUCUGAAUGGUACAGAUCCUGAAGGGAAAGGAGGAUCAUAACAGUUUCUUUAGUGAGCAUCGUGGCACAGUAAUAAAAAUCAGGCUUGCAUUUUCUUCUGCGCUGCUCAAGUUGGAAAUCCAACCUUUUUGUGUUUGGUUGUGCAUGUUUUAAGCCAGUCUUUAACCUUGGUAACUUUGUGCAAAACCUGAAACACAUGGACAAGGCCUUAGUUCUUUGCUGGAGCUAAAGAUGAUUCAAAGAACAGAACAUCAGUUAUCAGGUGACGAGAUGGGGGGAGGGUGGGUGGAACAAAAGAAAGACCAUUAAAUGCUUUAUAUAUUUUGUCUGAAAGAAAUCUUACCUUUUAGGAGAAAUGAAUGAGAUAAUAAAAUAUUUUACUUCUGG
Podarcis lilfordi (Lilford's wall lizard) is the source of this 20137-nucleotide messenger RNA. The record is from the annotation of a GenBank genome assembly. NCBI's taxonomy places the organism in Eukaryota, Metazoa, Chordata, Lepidosauria, Squamata, Lacertidae.